AUGGUAGCCAUUGCCAAUGCUAAAUUAAUAUGCCCUGGUUAUGGAUUCAUCCGUCCACUAGAACCAUGUGUUGAUCAAUGUUCACUUGACAAGGAUACUUGCGGAGCUGGCAAAUUGUGUUGUUAUACACCUCAAUCACCAUGUGGUAAUCGUUGUCUUAUUGGCAAGGAUGAUGCCGAAAAAAAGGGAACAUGUCCAUCAUCUCAAUCUGAACAAAAAGAUCCAAAAUGGGGUUUAUGUGAUGGACACUUUUGCGAUGUUGAUAGCGAUUGUUCAUGUAAGAAAAAAUGCUGCUCGAACAAGUGUGGCUCAAAAAUAUGUAUUUUACGACAAUAA
Molecule: messenger RNA, 336 nt
Organism: Adineta steineri
Lineage: Eukaryota; Metazoa; Rotifera; Eurotatoria; Adinetida; Adinetidae
Source: the annotation of a GenBank genome assembly